This is a messenger RNA of Solanum tuberosum (potato), 2052 nucleotides long. RefSeq lists its product as uncharacterized. The transcript has 2 exons. The record is from RefSeq and is a predicted model, not a curated record. The coding region runs from base 204 to 527 and encodes 107 amino acids. NCBI's taxonomy places the organism in Eukaryota, Viridiplantae, Streptophyta, Magnoliopsida, Solanales, Solanaceae.
UGGUUCUUUUAUUUUUUCUCUCUCAUUAAUACUAACCGCCAAAAACCAAAAACCCUUCGUCUCCCUCUUUUUUCUGUUUCACUCAGAAAGCUGUCACCAUCAUAUCACAAGUCCUCUCGUUUGUUCACCUUCUCAAAGCCUCCUCUUCUUCCCAAAUACUUUUCUUGAUUACCCAUAUUCACCAAAAGCUUGAAUCCUCAAAUAUGGCGUCUUCACCGAAAUCCCUUGGAAAAACUGAAAUCAUGAAGCCAUCUGAUAGUUCUCUUGCCUUGGUCAGCGUAGCAUCUCCGUCAACUAUUAUCUUGAUGUCUGAGGAUGGAGCCCAUGUUGUGUCGCUAAAUGGUCCUCUAUCCAGCCCAACUAUUGCGGAAAAUCAUUCUUCGGACCUUCUUUUAGUUCUUCUUCAUGAAGCAUCGAGUAAGGGGGAAUCGAGAGAACAUGCAACUUUCAGGGUCGCACUAGAUGGGUCUGCAAAUUGGAGUUCUGGUACAACAAACUCGCCAGAAAUGUCAUCAGGCCGAGAUUGAUCUGGCCUCUGCAUUAGCAGCAAGUAAAAGGACCCGUGCCUCUGUAAGAACUUUCCCUACAUCCCCUGACAUUGUUAUUUCUGAUGAUGAUGUCGUUCUUAGUAGGGUUAGGCGUGGUAAACACAUUGCUUCUAAAUCUUCUUGCUCUAAGCCAAAGCCCACCCCUAAAAGCCAUGAAAUCCUCUUCAAAAUCUGUCCCAAUAGUUUGAUCCUCAAGAAAUUUCACGUCGACAUCCAAAAAGAAACAGGUUGCUUCCCCUGUUUCCUCAUCGUGUUCCUUGUCUGGAUCGAAUGUUGAGAAUCCAACCCAGUCCAAUCCUUCAGCAUCUUCCGCUCAGCUUGAGAGAAUUAUUUACUUCCAUCAACAAUCAGUUCUUUAAGGAAGAGUGGUCAUUGGAUUUGGGGGUCCUGAGAUGGCUGUGUUACUGUCCAAAACAGGGCCUCAAGGUUGGUCAGCUCUUUUUCUUCAGGGUGAUAUCCAACGUAAGAUGGCUAAGAGGGAGGUAACUGAAUUCUACAUAAAUAGGAAGAGUGAUGGUCUAUCUUUUACCUCCACUGUGAGAAGCACCCUUAUUCAAUUGGUCCCUGCUGAUGUUGCUCGGAUAUUAGAGAUUCCUUUUGCCGGGUAGAAUCACUAUGUAAAGCUUGAAUGACCUUCUUUACCUGCCAAUUCGUCUGCACUAAGUAUCUGUUGAAAGUUCUUGUCAAAGCCUAAUCUGCCUCAUCAUAAUUGCAUUGAGAAGAAUGAGAUGUCUCCGCUACAUAAGCUCUACUUUGAUGUGGUUCAUAAGAUUAUCCUACAACGAAAGCAACGACGGACGCAUGCUAACUUUCUUCAUCUCACCCUUAUGGAGUUAUUGGACACUGAGGUGCCUAUAAAUUUACCCUCUCUGAUUAUCAACCACAUGCACAGGGUUCUUAAUCAGGAUAAAAAUGGUCAUGCAUUUCCUUAUGGGUUCUGGAUGGCUUCUAUCUUUGAGUCUUUUGAUGUGCCAGUACAGGUGUGGGUCUCUCAAACUGUCAAGGAUGUGGUAGGUCGAGUUAAUCAUAUGACUCUUCCUAUUUCUAUGAGGCGCCUGAACUCCCCUCUUCAGCGAUUGAAAUAUCAACCUGCUGAGAAGGAAGAUGAACUAGCAGCUAUGACGACUGCUCAUCAAUUAGAAAGGGAGAGUUGGGAGGCUCAGGUAGUGGUUCUCCAAAAUGAACUUGAUCAGGAAAGAAAUGCAAAUAUUGCCACUGUGCGCCACUUAACUAACCUACUAUCCACUCAAAAUCCCUCCUUAGUCCCUUGAAAGCUCUCUUCUCUUUUGUCUCUCUGCUCGACUAUGCUAUUUUUGUGAAUCAUGUUUUGUGUGUGCUCUCACUUUAAGACGUUUAAUGCCCUUUGGUUGUAUUCUAUGUUCUGUUUUGGCUGUUCCUACACUAAUUUCAGCUCUUGGUACUUUUGUCUAUGUUACUCACUGUUUUUAGCUGAUUUGGUUAUGACUUUGAUCGCCAUAUUUUGGUGCAGAUUCAGUAUUAAUCA